Molecule: messenger RNA, 1919 nt
Organism: Manis pentadactyla (Chinese pangolin)
Lineage: Eukaryota; Metazoa; Chordata; Mammalia; Pholidota; Manidae
Gene: OSR1
Product: odd-skipped related transcription factor 1
Exons: 3
Coding region: 350-1153 (267 amino acids)
Biological process (GO): regulation of transcription by RNA polymerase II; embryo development; urogenital system development
Cellular component (GO): nucleus
Molecular function (GO): RNA polymerase II transcription regulatory region sequence-specific DNA binding; DNA-binding transcription factor activity, RNA polymerase II-specific
Source: RefSeq, a predicted model, not a curated record
UGGAUUAAAAUAAGUAGGCGGCUCGGUGCUAAGGGAUGAGUGAGUCGGAGCUCCGUCUUUACCCUACGCGUUCUCAGCUGCUCCGGGUUCAGACCCAACGAGGGAGCCGCGAGGGAGCCUCACCAUCCCGCGGCCGCGGGACUCCGGGGCGGCAGAGCGCUCCCGCGUGUCGGGCACCCCCCGUCCCCGCAGCAGGAGAGGGGCCCGGACUCUAGAGCCCCUGCUGUGCCUGUGGAAUCCAGCGCCUCGGGCAUCCCGGGUGCCCCGCAGCGAGAGCCCCAGAGACGCCCUCAGCUCCGGGACCGCCGCGGAACAAGAUCGAAAUUGAGAACCCACUGCAGCUACCACCAUGGGCAGCAAAACCUUGCCAGCGCCAGUGCCCAUCCACCCGUCUCUGCAGCUCACCAACUACUCCUUCCUCCAGGCAGUAAAUGGCUUGCCUACCGUGCCCUCGGACCACCUGCCCAACCUGUAUGGCUUCAGCGCGCUGCACGCCGUGCACCUGCACCAGUGGACGCUGGGCUACCCUGCCAUGCAUUUGCCACGCUCCUCUUUCUCUAAAGUGCCAGGGGCCAUGUCCAGCCUGGUGGAUGCACGCUUCCAGCUGCCUGCCUUUCCCUGGUUCCCUCAUGUCAUCCAGCCCAAGCCUGAGAUCACCACUGGAGGCAGCGGCCCAGCAGCACUCAAGACCAAGCCGCGCUUUGAUUUUGCCAAUCUGGCCUUGGCUGCCACGCAAGAAGAUCCGUCCAAGCUUGGCCGGGGGGAGGGUCCUGGCUCCCCUGCUGGUGGGCUGGGCGCCCUCCUGGAUGUGACCAAGCUGUCUCCAGAGAAGAAGCCCACGAGGGGACGCCUGCCUUCCAAGACCAAGAAAGAGUUCGUCUGCAAGUUUUGUGGCCGCCACUUCACUAAGUCCUACAACCUCCUCAUUCAUGAGCGGACGCACACCGAUGAGCGGCCCUACACCUGUGACAUCUGCCACAAAGCCUUUAGGCGGCAAGACCACCUUCGGGACCACAGAUAUAUUCACUCCAAAGAGAAGCCUUUCAAAUGUCAAGAGUGUGGGAAAGGAUUCUGCCAGUCCAGGACUCUCGCUGUCCACAAGACGCUACACUCACAGGUGAAGGAGCUCAAAACCUCCAAGAUCAAAUGCUAAAUGGUCUCCGGGCACCAGGACCCGGGGUCACGCUGCAUUCUCCUCCAGAGGGACCAGAAGCUGAAGGCGACUCUGGCUCCCGGGACCUUCCCCCAUCCCCAACACGUCCCCAGGGCCCCGGGCGCACGCGGAACUCCAGAGCCCCGCCCAGGGCCGCGACCCGGCCACCCGGCCGCUCCCCCAGGACGUGGCUAAACUCUUGGCCAAAAGGCUGUACUCACGUGGUGGAAGAGAAACUGCCUUUGAAAAUGAACGAAAGCCUUCGCGGAGCCUCAGCGGCGCCUUUCCCAGAAGUAUUACUUUUUCUAUUGUUAUUUUAUACGUUUUCUCUAUUAUUUUUUUCUUUGACCAUAUAAGCUUGUAAAGUCUGCCUGCCGAGAGAGUGGGGAGAGGAAAACGUUCUGCGCGCUCGCAUCCUCCCACCCCUCCCUGCGCCCUCAUUCCCGCCCCGGGAGCCUGCAAAAGUGUAAUCCGUGUAUCUGCUUCAGCCGCCGCCGGAGCCUGCAGGCCGGCGCGCCCCCUCCCAGCACCCGACGCGCAGCGGGCUGCGGGCUCCCGGCUCCCGGACUCCAGGCAGGCUGGGGCCUUUGGCCCCGGGCUGCAGGGGGCCCCCGCCGACGGCUCCCCUGCUCCGGUACCUCGAGCGGGCAGCCGGCUAGGAGCAGGGCGGUGUAUUGCGAUUGGCACUUUAUGCUGACCAUCGGUAACGGACAUUUAUCACUGGAGUUUUUUAAAAAAUAUUAAAUAAACGGUUAUUUUACAGGCA